This is a messenger RNA of Vitis riparia (riverbank grape), 5292 nucleotides long. RefSeq names its product alanine--tRNA ligase, chloroplastic/mitochondrial. The coding region runs from base 51 to 3071 and encodes 1006 amino acids. Gene Ontology annotation, biological process: alanyl-tRNA aminoacylation; tRNA modification. Gene Ontology annotation, cellular component: cytosol; cytoplasm; chloroplast. The transcript has 13 exons. The record is from RefSeq and is a predicted model, not a curated record. Gene Ontology annotation, molecular function: nucleic acid binding; ATP binding; alanine-tRNA ligase activity. NCBI's taxonomy places the organism in Eukaryota, Viridiplantae, Streptophyta, Magnoliopsida, Vitales, Vitaceae.
AAUUUGAAAAUCAAAGAUAAUCAGACAGACGGAGAUAGAGAGCAACAGCCAUGGAAGGCUUGAAGCUCGGACACACUCUGCAGAAUAGCCAUGGCUUGAACCUUCUUGUCCAAAUUCCAAAUUCAAGCUUAGUUUCCAGACCAUCUUUCCCAAUUCAACCCAAAUGCAACCUGGCUCUUUCCACAGGUUGCCGGGUUUAUGCUGGCUCUAUAAUCAGAAAACUAGCCCUCAUUUCUCCCAGUGGUUUGCCCUGUGGACAUUCCAAUCUGAAGCAAACAAGGGAAGUACGAUUUACCACAAGAAGCACAUCAGCAUCAACACAGCCUAUGACUGAGGAACUGGUAGAGGACAAGUCCAAGGAUCUCCCAACAAGUGGUGAUUCUAUACGGCGCCGAUUUCUCGAUUUCUAUGCUUCUCGUGGGCACAAGGUUCUUCCAAGUUCUUCUCUUGUGCCAGAUGAUCCCACAGUUCUACUGACAAUUGCAGGAAUGCUUCAAUUCAAGCCUAUAUUCCUUGGAAAGAUUCCCAGACAAGUACCUCGUGCUACAACUGCUCAAAGGUGCAUACGUACCAAUGAUGUGGAGAACGUAGGUAAAACAUCUCGACACCAUACUUUCUUUGAGAUGCUUGGGAACUUCAGCUUUGGAGAUUACUUCAAGAAGGAAGCAAUUAAAUGGGCAUGGGAGCUUUCAACAAUAGAGUAUGGGUUGCCAGCUGACAGAUUAUGGAUUAGUGUUUAUGAAGAUGAUGAUGAAGCUUUUGCAAUAUGGACCAAAGAGGUGGGUGUUCCUGUGGAGCGCAUAAAGAGGAUGGGUGCUGAGGACAACUUCUGGACCAGUGGAGUGACUGGUCCCUGUGGUCCAUGCUCUGAGAUUUAUUACGAUUUCCAUCCUGAGCGGGGAUAUUCGGAUGUUGAUCUAGGUGAUGACACUAGGUUUAUAGAGUUUUACAACCUGGUUUUCAUGCAAUACAACAAAAAAGAUGAUGGAUCACUGGAACCCCUCAAACAGAUGAAUAUAGAUACUGGGCUUGGCCUAGAGCGUAUGGCUCGCAUCCUUCAGAAGGUUCCAAACAAUUAUGAGACUGACUUAAUUUAUCCUAUCAUAGAGAAAGCCUCAGAAUUGGCAAAUGUCUCGUAUGCUCUUGCUGAUGAUCAUGCAAAAAUGAACCUUAAGGUUAUUGGAGAUCAUUUGCGUGCAAUUGUUUAUCUCAUAUCAGAUGGCGUUGUUCCAUCAAAUAUUGGAAGAGGUUAUGUGGCUCGGCGGCUUAUCAGAAGAGCUCUUCGAACUGGAAGGUUACUUGGUAUAAAGGGAGAUGGUAGGGGGAACCCUGAAGGGGCAUUUUUACCAACCAUUGCAGAAAAAGUAAUAGAGUUAAGUAGCCAAAUAGAUCCCGAUGUAAAGAGUAGAGCACCUCGCAUUCUUGAGGAGUUGAAAAGGGAGGAGUUGCGUUUUGUACAGACACUAGAGAGAGGAGAAAAGUUGCUUGAUGAAAUGCUGGCUAAUGCAUUAUUAAAUUCUAAUGAAAAUGGAAACGGGCCUAUUUUGUCAGGAAAAGAUGUAUUUCUUUUGUAUGACACUUAUGGAUUUCCAGUGGAGAUAACAACAGAAGCUGCUGAAGAACGUGGGGUUGGUAUAGAUAUGAAUGGUUUUGAAAUUGAAAUGGAGAACCAAAGGCGGCAAUCUCAGGCUGCGCAUAAUGCUGUUAAACUGGCAGUUGGAAAUAGUGCAGAUCUUACUGAAAAUAUUUCUGACACUGAAUUUCUAGGAUAUGAAACCCUCUCUACCAAAGCAGUAAUUGAAGGCCUCUUGGUGAAUGGGAACCCAGCAAUCCAAGUUUCCGAAGGAAGUGAUGUAGAAAUUUUUCUGAAUAGGACACCCUUUUAUGCUGAAUCAGGUGGUCAAAUUGGAGAUCAUGGUUUCUUAUAUGUAAGUGAAGAUAGAAACCAAAAAAAUGCUGUUGUUGAGAUAAAAGAUGUCCAGAAAUCUCUGGGUAACAUAUUUGUUCAUAAGGGCACUAUCAAGGAAGGAGUUGUAGAGGUUGGCAAAGAAGUAGAAGCUGCAGUAGAUGCAAACCUGAGGCAACGGGCUAAGAUUCAUCAUACAGCUACUCAUUUGCUACAAGCUGCACUUAAAAAAGUUAUAGGUGAUGAAACAUCACAAGCUGGUUCACUGGUGGCUUUCGAUCGUCUCAGGUUUGACUUUAACUUCCACCGACCACUUCAGGAGAAGGAGCUCGUGGAAAUUGAAGAAUUGAUCAAUGGAUGGAUUGGGGAUGCAACACUGCUCCAGACUAAAGUGAUGCCUCUAGCUGAUGCAAAAAGAGCUGGAGCUAUUGCAAUGUUUGGAGAAAAAUAUGGUGAACAGGUACGUGUUGUAGAGGUUCCAGGUGUAUCCAUGGAGCUAUGUGGUGGGACCCAUGUCAGCAAUACUUGUGAAAUACGCGGCUUCAAAAUAAUCUCAGAACAGGGUAUUGCGUCUGGGAUCAGGCGUAUUGAAGCUGUUGCUGGGGAUGCUUUCAUCGAAUAUGUCAAUGCUAGAGAUAAUCACAUGAGACAACUAUGCUCCACUCUGAAAGUGAAAGCUGAAGAAGUGACUACUAGGGUAGAAGCUCUCUUGGAGGAGUUACGGAUGACAAGAAAUGAAGUUUCUGCUGUUCGUGCAAAAGCAGCAGUAUACAAAGCAUCAGUUAUGGCAGGCAAUGCAUUCCCAGUGGGGACUUCAAAAAAAAUCAGGGUACUAGUUGAGAGUAUGGAUGAUAUUGAUGCGGAUUCACUAAAGAGUGCGGCUGAAUACCUCAUUGAUACGCUACAAGAUCCUGCAGCUGUCAUUUUGGGCUCAUGUCCUAGUGAAGAGAAGGUAAGUUUGGUUGCAGCAUUUACCCCAGGGGUUGUUGAUCUAGGAAUUCAGGCAGGGAAGUUUAUAGGGCCCAUAGCUAAGUUGUGUGGUGGAGGAGGAGGUGGCAGACCUAAUUUUGCUCAGGCAGGUGGAAGGAAGCCUGAGAAUUUGUCAGGUGCUCUAGAAAAAGCUCGAGAAGAGCUUGUUGCCAUUCUAUCUGAAAAAGCAAGCUGAAAUCAGUUAUAGUCUAUUGGCAUGAAAUUUCUACUUGGAGUGAAGUACUCAAGACCAUACUUGCUUCAGAAAGAUUCAGAGAAUUCUACUGCAGUAGCUGCAAAGAGUAAGUGUACUUCCAUAUAUCACCUUGUUCAAUCACACCAACAGCAUACAAAAAUACUUUUUCUUUUCUUUUUGAUAGGAAAAAGGAAACUGUAAACGCAUGGCAUAGUUUUACUUCAUUGUGAUUCUCGUAAUGAAGUAUGGCCUUGAGCAAGCCAAUAUGUACAUGCUCUUCUCCAUUUUGUACAAGCUUUGACAUUGCACCUCUUCAACUUUUGAUUCACCUUUCGACCAUAUUGUCUUUUGGAAACUGAGGAACCCAACCGAAAAAAGACAGAAAACAUUGUACUGAAAAGCAACUCAAAGAUGACUAAAACACCUAAAUCAGAGACUUUAGAAUGGGUAGAAAGCACCCUGGAAAAUUUUUAGAACCACAUCUAGAGUUCCCUGACUGUGGCCGAAAAGUAUUAGAAAAAUUAUCUAGAAAUGACACUGGGUUUCUCUACGGGUGUCCAUCCUCAGAAGACAGUUGCUGGUGACUAUUUUCUGCUUGUAUUUUUUUCUGCAUUGUUAUUUCUUGAGAUCCAAAUCUCAGAUUGACAAAUAGCAUACAGCCAGUACUCCAAUGUCAAUGUCAAAACAGAUAAGGUAACCAGGAACCGGAGCCAGUUGAGUGAUCAUAGAACCAAGGCCCUCCAGGGUGAAGGCUCUGGCAGGCCAAUACCUAAACCCCAUGAGAUAUUUCCAUUUUUGGUUGUGCUGGCUCUGAAUCAUGCUUAGGUUAGCAUACCAUCUAACUCUAUAUUAGCCAUCCAGAGAGACAAUGAUUUGACAUAAGUCAUUAGGUUAAGUGCUCCCCCUUUACACUCUUAUGGGAGUACCAUGUCUGACCAAGUACACUAUUAUUUGAACUUUAUGGAUCCACAUCCCCUCCACUUCCACGAUUCCAGAAUGCUGUUCCAAUCAAAGCAUACUAUAGUGGGAGUAUUUUGAGUUAAAAGUCAAAUUAUCAAAAGAAUUUGAACGCAUGCUUGCAUUCGAGUGCAAUCAUGUUCUAUUAUGGUAAUAUUCAAAGCUACCAAGUUGCUGCCUCAUCAUCAAUAUUCAUCAAGGAAACAGCAGCUGUUUAUAUUUUCAUAAUGUGGGCACCAUGAGACACAGUAAAAUAUGUAUCUGACACUUGGAUUAUGCAUAAUAUGAAUUGAACUCUUUAUUUAUACACUUAAUGCCUCGUUUGAUUAAUGAUAUCUUACACAUGGACUAAGUAGGAAGCCCUGGAGUUGAGAUAUGUUCUUCAAACUAUUUGUUGUCAAUUCUAGGAGGUGAUGUCUUACCGGUGCUGGAUGAUAUGGUGGUUGUAACCGAGGAUCUUGCUGAUAUAAUUUAGGGGGUUGUUACAACAUUAUCGAGCUGGACAAAUGGCUUGAAUUCUUCUCUUUGGAAUGUGAAAACACCCUGUUCAGCUUUACUAUUUUCCGAUGUUGGAUAGUUAACUUCUUCAGGAUGAGUCAUUUCAGGGACAAAAAUUUAGCUGGUGGGCGCCAGCUCUAUUGUCUUUGGCAGGUAUAUGUUGACUGGGUAUACUCUCAUCGACAGAGAGUUUUCCUUAUUGGCCAUGUUUGAUGCUGCAAUGGUUGUUGCCAUAUUUCAGAUUUUCCCAAGGUUUCUUCUGUAUUCCUGACAACCAAACAAAGGAUUACAGAUCAGCUCUAACUUCCAUUGUGCUCAGCCAACAAAAAGUGCAAGCCAUGGGGUCAGGGACUAUGGGCAGCUGGAUUCAAUAUGGUUGAAAUUCAUGAUGUUUGUAGGCGGUGGCAUACACCUAGGACAAAGCCAUAAUGCAGAAUGCUACAAUGAUAAAUCGAUGGCUACCCAAAUUUGACCUGAAAAUUGGUGGUGGAUCCUCAAGAAACCUAUGCUGUUGGCAUGCAAUUAAUCCGUGGUCCUCGGAGGCGGACCAUCGAUCAUUCAAAGACAGUCCUACCCCUACAGGAAUGGCGCUUCUGCUUGAAGAUAUGAUCUCAAUGCAUGGUUAUUUUUGGGUUUUCGUAGUCCCUUACAGUGAGACUAGGCAUGGGGCAAGAAACAGAAGGUUCUCUUAUUCCAUAGCCAACUCUAGCUGUUGUGUUUUGGCAUUAUUCUUACUUGAUGAGUCGGAUUUGGGAGACUUUGUUCU